Molecule: messenger RNA, 3234 nt
Organism: Aspergillus clavatus NRRL 1
Lineage: Eukaryota; Fungi; Ascomycota; Eurotiomycetes; Eurotiales; Aspergillaceae
Product: ubiquitin-ubiquitin ligase UFD2
Exons: 7
Coding region: 1-3234 (1077 amino acids)
Biological process (GO): protein polyubiquitination
Cellular component (GO): cytoplasm; nucleus; ubiquitin ligase complex
Molecular function (GO): ubiquitin-ubiquitin ligase activity
Source: RefSeq, a predicted model, not a curated record
AUGUCUGAUACACUCUCUGACGCGGAUAAGAUCCGCAACAAGCGCCUCUUAAAGCUUGGAAAUCCAUCCUCAUCGUCACAAAACGCAGGAGCCUCAGAAUCGACUCCAAGUUCGCCCUCGUCGCCUUCACAGUCUAGCCCGUCUGCUCAGCAAGCCUUUGAAGCCCCGCAAACACAGAUCAACAUCAGCAGCAUACCGCGCUCGCAGACAUCGUCGCCUCGACCAGAGUUGCAGCAGGCAGAAGGGAAGCGAAUCAAGAUCACACCAUCUGCCCCUGCCAGCCCUGCGCCGGACCGGUCAUUAACCGCUACACCUGUGUCGAAUACCCCUCCGCCUCCGAGAGCGGAGGAAACCCUUGAGGCUUUCGAGGAUCGUACCCUGAGCGCCGUCUUCAAACUCAGCUUGAGGGAGGAUCGACAGCGGGAUAUCCAUGGACACAAGCUGACGUACCUUCCUGGUCUGCGGAGUGAGCUCGAGGACCAGGGGCGUGAGCCGCGUAUAGAUACCUCUGUUCUGGACCAGGCGCUCCUGGAAGCGGCCUCGAAUGCCCAGCAGAAGCCGUUGGAUUAUCUGCUGCCGUGCUGGAGACGCAUCUCGAGGCUGUUCAAGGGCUUCCGCCGUGUUCGCGACGAUGAUCCCAAGUUCAAUGUCAUCUGCGAGGCCCGGCGCCUGUGCAUGAGCUAUAGCAUCUUUGCGAUCACGAUGCCAGAGAUGUUCGGACUCGAGCCAUCUGAGAAAUCGCCGCUCAAGCCGUAUCUUCUCCUGGAUCCCGAAGAGGACAAGGGUGUCGAUCUUGAAUUCUUAAGCGAGGCCGUCAAGCGGUUCGAAGAAGAUGACAGUCUCAAACCGGCUUUCCUAGCAGCUGUGGAAGAGAUGAGUCGUGAUCUCGCCUCCAUGACUAUUAAUGAUGAUUACAAGCCUUACAUGACGGCUCUGCGGAAUCUGGUUGGCCAUGCGGUCAUUGCAGCUGCCAUCACGGAAUCAUCCAUCUUCAAUGCUUCUCGCGAUCCGGCAUCGUUUGAGAAGGAUACACUCCUGGGGCCUUGGUUUCGUCUAUCGCCGCUGCAGGGCGACGUGACCAUGUCAUACUUCUCGAGCCCCAAAACCCGGGACCAGUCAUAUAUCAUGAAUGCGCAGCGGUCCCUCAGAAUGAUGCAGCAGAUGCUUAGCUCGGAUCUCUUCGACAUCAUCAAUCACAUGAUUCGCGCCCACAAGGAUGCGAGGGAAAAAGUAUUAGAUUGGUUCGCAGCUGCUUUGAACAUUAACCACAAAAGAAGAGCCAUGCAGGUGGAUCCUACCACGGUAUCAUCCGAUGGGUUCAUGUUCAAUCUUACUACGUGUCUGGACAAGCUCUGUGAGCCUUUCAUGGACGCGAGUUUCACAAAGAUUGACAGGAUCGAUGCGGGAUAUCUGCAUCGGAACCCCCGUGUUGACAUGAAGGACGAGACCAAGAUAAAUGCCGAUCAGCAUGCCUCUGAUGCUUUCUACUCAAAACAGGAAGAGGGAACUACGAACUUCAUUACGGAGAUAUUCUUUCUGACCGUUGCCGCCCAUCAUUACGGCAGCGAGUCCCUGACAUCGAAGCUGGAUCAGCUGGAGAAGGAUCUUCGACAUAUGGAGGGCACCAUCCGGAGGUUUGAGCUGGAGCGGCACCGAUGGAUCAGCAACCCAAUGCAGCUCCGGGUGUUCGAGCAGGCCUUGAAGAAAUAUAAGGACAAGCUGGAUCUUGGUUUGGCCCUGAAGUAUAGUCUGCAGGGUGUCUUGUUCGACGACCAAUGGCAGGCUCGCUCAAUGCUCUUCAUGAGAUACGUCAUUGUCUGGCUGCUGAGGCUUGUGUCCGGCGUGAAUUUCCCCAAGGAACCUAUCAAGCUUCCCCUUCCGGAGCAGCGACCGGAGCUCUUCAGCUGCCUGCCUGAGUACUUUGUGGAUGACGUUGUCAGCAACUUCAAGUUUAUCAUGUGGUGCAUGCCCCAGAUCAUUACCGCAACGCAGGGCGAUGAGCUGGUCAUGCUCUGUAUCACCUUUUUGGAGAGCUCGGGAUACAUCAAGAACCCCUAUCUGAAAGCGGGCCUGAUUUCGAUUCUUUUCCGAGGAACGUGGCCUCGCCCUGGUGGCGGCCGUGGUGUCCUGGUCGAUCUGCUGAACUCACUGCCCUUUGCUAACGAAAAUCUGCUGCAUGCUGUCAUGAAGUUUUAUAUUGAAGCCGAACAUCUGGGGACGCACAACCAGUUCUUCGACAAAUUCAAUAUCCGCUACGAGAUCUUCCAGAUUAUCAAGUGCGUCUGGCCCAACACUCUAUAUAGGAACAAGUUGUACAAUCAGUCUAAGCAGAACCUGGACUUUUUUGUUCGCUUCGUCAAUCUGCUUUUGAACGAUGUGACAUACGUGCUGGAUGAGUCUUUUGGCGCCUUCAUCACGAUUCACACUACGCAGAUGGAACUCGCCCGCAGUGGAAGCACAAUGGAUCCUCAGGAGCGUCAGCAAAAAGAGGAGCAUCUCGCUUCGUCUCAGCAGAAGGCCAAAUCUUACAUGCAGCUGACGAACGAGACGGUUUCUAUGCUCAAGCUGUUCACAGAUGCACUGGCUGACUCGUUCACUAUGCCUGAAAUCGUGCAGAGAUUGGCAGACAUGCUCGAUUACAAUCUGGAUGCCAUGGUUGGCCCGAAAAGCUCCAGCCUGCGAGUUGAUAAUUUGCAGGAAUACGGAUUUAACCCGCGAGCUCUGCUGAGUGAGAUCGUCGAUGUGUAUCUCAAUCUGACGAGCAAGGAGAAUUUCAUUAUCGCCGUUGCGCGGGACGGUCGGUCCUACAAGCCGGCCAAUUUCCAAAAGGCCGCAGACAUUCUGCGUAAAUGGUCCCUCAAGUCUCCUGAGGAGCUCAAGAAAUGGGAACAGCUGCAGACCAAAGUACGGGCGGCCAAGGAAGCCGAUGAGCAAGCGGAGGAGGAUCUUGGCGAGAUUCCCGAUGAGUUUUUGGAUCCUUUGAUCUACACCUUGAUGGAAGAUCCGGUCAUCCUCCCUGGAUCAAGAGUAUCCAUCGAUCGUUCCACUCUGCGGUCUCAUCUUCUGAGUGACCCCCACGAUCCGUUCAACAGAGCUCCUCUCAAGAUGGAGGAUGUGAUUCCUGAUACGGAGCUCAAGGCCAAGAUCGAGGCUUUCAAGGCCGAAAGGCUAACGGGGCGGCGACAGCCUUUAGUGUCGACUGUGUCCGAGACAAUGGAUACAUCGACCGAUUGA